Molecule: messenger RNA, 3158 nt
Organism: Nerophis lumbriciformis (worm pipefish)
Lineage: Eukaryota; Metazoa; Chordata; Actinopteri; Syngnathiformes; Syngnathidae
Source: RefSeq, a predicted model, not a curated record
GCAGUUGACUACAGGCUCGAUUCACAUCAGUCUUCCUUACUUUUGCAGUUUUUCAACAUGAUUCCCUUCUCGGUCGACCUCACGGAGGUCCAGAAACGAAUAGACAAAGUCACUCGGUUUUUAGGUGCAACUCUGAGCAUCGCCAACGCUCACACUGUGGAGUUCUACACCCACGACGUGUGGAGCCGUUUUGUGGCCGUGUCAGCCGAGGAGGUUCUGUCUGCCAUUGGCACAAGCGACCACCAGGGGGAGCCACAAGUCAUAAAAGAAGAGCCAUCCAAGACCACAUUUGGGUUUUGCCACGAUACAAACCGCCUGGUUGAUGUCCAUGAACUUUUGCGAGAAGCAAAGGCCCACUCAAUUCCUGGUCUGGGACUCUGCAUGAGCCGCAAUGAGCUUCUGGAGGUCCUCAGACGAAACAUGUCUGAAUUGGGCGAUACUUCCACGGAUGAGUUGGAGCCUGAUGAGUUUAUGAACACAAAGAAAUCCCAUGAGGUCCAAUCCAUGUCGGAGGUGGUGGACUGUUUAGCCAAGUGCUGUGGAGUCAAACAGGAAAGUAUAAUAUCUAAAUGUAAACCUGUGAUAGACGUGGGUUCAGGGAAGGGCUACCUGAGCUCCUUCCUGUCCCUACAGCACGGCCUCCGGGUCUUCGGCAUUGACUCGUCCAGCAUCAACACGCACGGCGCCCAGGAGAGAAACCGGAAGUUGAAGAAGUUCUCCAAGGUCUACCACAAACGCAGGAAGGCUAAAAGGGAAGAAGAAGAAGAGGAGCUUCAGGAAGAGGUUGCAGAGCUGAAAACUGGAGAUGACAGUGGGCCACGGGAGGUGCUGCAGAUACCAGACUCUGCAGAGGACACGGAGGAGCUCUUCCUCAGCGCCUUGUCAUUGGAUGUGAUUCAGCCGGGGAGGACGUCUCCUCGGUCGCUGACUGAUGAGGAGAGGGAGAGGAGGAAGAAGGAGAACCUGGAGAGGAAAGCCCAGAACAGGAGCAGCAGCACAGACGCCGUCUUCUCACCGCUCACGUCAUACGUUACCGCGGAAACGGAGCUUAGGGAACUCAUCGGUGACCUGGAGGAUGCGGUCUUGGUGGGCCUGCACACGUGUGGCGACCUGGCUCCCAGCACCCUCAGGAUGUUUGUGGCGAAAGCGGAGCUGCUGGCCGUCUGCAGCGUGGGAUGCUGCUACCAUCAGCUCUCUGAGGAGUUUCAACCUGACCUGCAGGAUUGUUUGGGUUCUGUGUUCGGUUUCCCCCUGAGUCAGCACCUCCGCCGCCACUCGUGGUUCUGCGGCAGAAACGCCCGCAUGUCUGCGUGCUUGGCGCUGGAGAGAGUUGCAGUGGGCCAGGGGAUCCAAAUGGAGUCUCUGUUCUACCGGGCUGUCCUGCAUGUUAUCCUCAGGGAUCACUACCACACCCAUAAAAGUGAAAAGCGAGUGGGGAACGUCUACUCCAAGGCUAAAUCCUUUGAGGAUUACAUUCGGCGGGCUCUUCGAAAACUGGACCUGGACGAUUCGCAACUUUCUGACGGGGACAUCCGACGGUACCACGAUGCCUUCAGCCCGCGCCGGUCCGAAAUGCAUGCCUUUAAUCUGUUGAAGGUGACUCUUGCGCCCUGCAUUGAAGGCCUCAUUCUCUUGGAUCGCCUCUGCUUCCUUAAAGAACAGGAAGAUGGAUCUUUCGCUGCUUUGGUGCAACUUUUCGACCCGCUUCUGUCACCAAGAUGUUACGCUAUCGUAGGACUGAAGGACGAAAGGAACAGGAAGUCACCAAAAUGCGAUGGCAUAAAUUCCUAGGAUUUGCUUUACAUUAUUUAAAAAAUGAAUUGGACUUUUACUGAUGAGAUUCUCAGAUGGAUUAUAACAAUAAGGUCGUACUGUCAAACAAAACUUGGUGGCAACUUUUUCCCCCACUUGUGACGCCAAGGUCCUACAUUACUGUUGGAUUGAUGGACCAUACAAACAGUCACCAAAAGGUGUUGCUAAUCAUUCCGUGACUGUUUUCCGUGACUUUUUAAAAGUAAAGUGAGGUUUUACUGAUGAGCGUCUCAGAUAGAUCAUCUCGAUUAAGCAAACAAAACUAAUUAUUAAUUGGCGGUGCAUUAAAAUCAGAUGUAAAUAAAAAACAUGUUGCAGAAAUCCCAAUCAUAGACGCUCAGUUCUAUAAAUCCACAAUUUCCAGUAAAUAUUUGGACUAAUUUGUCAAAAGGUGGACUUGGUUCUGUUAGAUCAGUGAACCAUUGUUGGGCUGCAACCAAUAAAUAUCUGUUUCUCAGCUGCGGUACUCAGUUGUAAUACACUUUUCCACCACUUGUGGCAGUAAUGACAAUGUUAAACAAACAGAAAAAGUCUGGAGCUAAAGUCAUUGAGAAGUUUCUUAAGCGCAAAAAUUAUGACUAAAGUGGCAAAGCUGUAUUUUCAUUUGCGCUUUAAUACAUAAUACAUUUCAGUUCAGUUAAGAAGCAUAUUCAUUAUUAAAUUAGUUUGAGGUGGCGACUUGUCCAGGGUGUACCCCGCCUUCCACCCGAGUGCAGCAGUGAUAGGGUCCAUCACCCCCCGCGACCCAGAGUGGGACAAGCGGUAGACAAUGGAUGGAUGGAUUUAUUUUGGCACAACAUAAUUGUAUGUAAAUACAUUUUCCGUCAGUUAUUUAUGAGUCUCUUGUUAUGCAGUAUAUUUGGCUAGUACUUAUUUUUCCAAUCAGCCUGACCUAAUCCUAAAUUGUAUGUUUUAAAUGAAUAAGCAUAUUUCUGAUUAACACAUGGUUUCAUAUCAUUAGACAAGGUUGUAAACUGUAAGUAGGUUAGAUAUACAAUACUCAGUUAUGGCCCCGAGGUCAAAAAGGUUAAAGAAACCCUGUGUUAGAUCAUUUGAUCACAACAUUUUACAGCAGAAUGGAUAUUUUGUUGCUUUGGUUUAACUUUUUGACCCGCUUCUGUCGCCAAGAUGUUACACUAUUGCAGGACUGUAAGACCACAGGAACAGGAAGUUACCAAAAUGUGUUCCCGAUUAUUCCUAUAGGAUAGCUUUACAUUAGAUAUUCCUGAUAAAAAUGUUCGAUGGCUCAUCUGGAUAACGUCGUACUAAUAAAGAAAAAUGACCAAGAGGGGGUUGCGGUGGGGCUGGAGCCUAUCUCAGCUGCACUUGGGCUGAAGGCAGUGCAC